Molecule: messenger RNA, 1725 nt
Organism: Striga hermonthica
Lineage: Eukaryota; Viridiplantae; Streptophyta; Magnoliopsida; Lamiales; Orobanchaceae
Source: the annotation of a GenBank genome assembly
AUGAGUCGCUACGACAGCCGCUCAGCCGAUCCUGGAUCCUAUCGCGACCGCCGCGGAGAUUCGGGGUUUGGAUACAAAAGCGGAUAUGAGGGUAAUCACCGGUCUUCCUCGUCGGACAAGAAAGAGUACGAUAGUGGGCCUCAGUCUCUAUCAAGGAAUUCGGAUUUGGAUGGGCUGACGCCGUUUGAGAAGAAUUUUUAUGUUGAGUCGCCAUCUGUAGCUGCAAUGUCGGAAGGUGAGGUAGAGGAUUACAGACGGCAGCGGGAGAUAACUGUGGAAGGGAAGGAUGUGCCAAAGCCAGUAAAGAGUUUCAGUGAUGUUGGUUUUCCAGAUUACGUUAUGCAAGAAAUUGUAAAGGCUGGUUUUACUGAACCUACACCUAUUCAAGCUCAAGGUUGGCCUAUGGCUUUGAAGGGGCGAGAUCUUAUUGGUAUUGCAGAAACAGGGUCUGGAAAGACGCUUGCUUACCUCUUACCCGCUAUUGUUCACGUUAAUGCCCAACCCUUUUUAGCUCCGGGAGAUGGCCCAAUAGUUUUAGUAUUAGCACCGACCCGUGAACUUGCUGUUCAGAUACAACAAGAAGCAACUAAAUUUGGUGCAUCAUCAAAGAUUAAGAAUACAUGCAUAUAUGGUGGGGUUCCUAAGGGGCCUCAAGUUCGUGAUCUCCAGAAAGGUGUUGAAAUCGUUAUUGCUACACCUGGUAGGCUAAUCGAUAUGUUGGAAUCCCAUCAUACAAACUUGCGAAGGGUAACAUAUCUGGUCUUAGAUGAAGCAGAUCGGAUGCUAGACAUGGGUUUUGAGCCUCAAAUCCGGAAGAUUGUUGAUCAGAUUCGUCCAGAUCGUCAAACUUUGUAUUGGAGUGCCACAUGGCCGAAGGAAGUUGAACAACUUGCUCGACGGUCCCUGUUUAACCCCUACAAAGUCAUUAUUGGAUCGGAAGAUUUGAAAGCCAACCACUCUAUUUCUCAGCAUGUCCAAAUUGUUACUGAGAACCAAAAAUAUGACAGAUUAGUGAAACUGCUGGAGGAUAUUAUGGAUGGUAGCCGGAUUUUGAUAUUUAUGGACACAAAGAAGGGGUGUGAUCAGAUAACUAGGCAGCUUCGUAUGGAUGGUUGGCCUGCAUUAUCUAUUCAUGGUGACAAGAGUCAAGCAGAAAGAGAUUGGGUCCUAUCUGAAUUCAGGGCAGGCAAAAGUCCCAUUAUGACAGCUACAGAUGUUGCAGCUCGUGGUCUAGACGUGAAAGAUGUGAAGUAUGUCGUCAACUAUGACUUUCCGGGAUCUCUGGAGGAUUAUGUUCACCGUAUCGGUCGAACAGGAAGAGCUGGCGCCAAAGGCACUGCAUACACUUUCUUCACUGCCGCUAAUGCUAGAUUUGCAAAGGACCUCAUUAGUAUCCUACAAGAGGCUGGACAAAAGGUCAGCCCCGAGCUAUCUGCUAUGGGGCGUGGGGCACCUCCUCCACCAGCCUUUGGUGGUAGAGAUCGUGGACGAGGGGUGAAAGCGGGGUGGAUAAUUUCCGCAUCCGAUCCGAUCAGAAUCCGCGUUACGAGGAUAUGGAUUAAGGUUUUAGAUAUCCAUGAGGAUAUGGAUAAUCCGCAUCCGAUUGUUGCGGAUAUGGAGGAGGAUAUGGUCGCUGUCAGCGACAUCUAUUUGCAUCUUCGUUCCCCGACCGCCGCUACUCUCGUGCGUGCUACUGUUUUCUUCGACACAACAAGUCAGCACUAG